Molecule: messenger RNA, 4425 nt
Organism: Plutella xylostella (diamondback moth)
Lineage: Eukaryota; Metazoa; Arthropoda; Insecta; Lepidoptera; Plutellidae
Source: RefSeq, a predicted model, not a curated record
GCAGCGUUCACAGAUACGGGACGACCGUAGUGCGAGAUGGCCGCGUCCGUGCCGGCCUGCGCGCCUCCCAUGCGCGUGUUUUGACUUAUUUUUGACAAACGACAGCCAUAUUGUUUGAUUAUCGGAUAAUUACAAAUUAAUUUCUCGAAUCGAUUAAAAUCCGUCGUCGAGUGAAAAUUUGAAAUCUUGAACGCGGCCGUAAUAAAAACAAAAGCGUUUUUUUUUCUUAAAUGCUCCGUUUGCAUACGUGUGGUGACAUUUUGUGAUUAUGAGUGUUAAGUUCUUGUGUAACUAUUAUUAUUUGAGUUUCUUAUCGUUGAUUCAAUAUAAAUUGAUUAAUUGUGUCGUUUCACGGCGUACGGCUGGAUUCGUGGUUAACAUUGUUGAUAAUUUGGAAGAAAAUUAUGGAUGUUAAUUUUUUGUUUUGAUUUUCGGACGUCAAUAAAAAAAAAACAUAAGUCUGUGUGUGUGAGUGAGCGUACAGUUGUGGUAGUAGUUGUACCUAUCUUUGUGUGAAGCGUCUUAAUUUAGAUCAGUGAAAAAUAAACUGCUGAGUAGUUAUACAGUCAGUGGGUUAAAUUUAGUGCAUUCUACGCUAAAGUUCAUAAUAUAAUUAUGCAGAAUGGUGAAGUUUUGGUGACACUGGUGACAAGAAAUGCGACCGUCUUUUGGUUGUUGUGAUGUUUUAGUGCUCGCUUGUAAUUCGUGCUUCCUUUGUCUAUUGGAUUGCUAAAAUUAUGGAUAAACCAUCGAUUAAGCUGGUGGGCGCUCCGUGCGGGCAGCACGGCCAGUACACGUUCUACAAGGCGCUCCGAGUGUGCGGCGCCGACGAACGCAUCCUCGCCAUCGGGGACUUCUUCUUCGUCAGGAUCUGGCAGGACUCCGAGCUGGUCUCCAUCGGUGAGCUGCAGCUGCUGUGGACGGACCGCGUGUCGGACCAGACCCUGGUCAGCCUGCGCCUCUACUUCCUGCCGGAGAACACGCCCGACGGACGCAACGGACAUGGGGAGGACGAAGUGCUAGCGAUCAACGACAAGGUGGUCUUGAGAGCGGACGACCUGCUGAGCUGGUUGUGCGACGGGGGCGACUGGCGCUGGGGGCUGCGGGCCGUGUGGCGCGGGGCCUGCGCCCCCCCGGCCGAGGGGGACGCCACGGCGCCGCUGCACAAGACCAAGAUGGACUUCAGCGAUGUGGAUAAGGAGAAGAGCGCUAUACCGGUGGACCCAUCCCGCGCUGGCGUCGUAGUCUUCUCGUACGGUCGCUACUGCCGCUACCGCGCGUUACUCUCGCGCCUCGAGGGUCUCCAGGCGGACUGGCUGAGGCAGGCGCUGGUGGCGGCGCUCGGCGGCUACGCGGCGCCCACCAGCAACACCUGCAUCCUGUACUGCAAGGACACCUUCGAGUACCCCGAGCUAGAGGGUCACGAGCUGAUCUGCAACCAGCUGGCUCCCCGACUGAAGGGCCGCCCGCGCCGCCGCCGCCGCCGCGCGCGCUCUCUCUCGCACUCCAGUGAGAGCGCCGACAGUGGGAGCGAGACGCAGAACCGGUACACGCAUACACAGCCAUCGAACCAGCGCCGCCCAUCCCUCCGCAACGGCAAGCAAGCCACCAGCACUGAAGAAGAAGAAGACAUCUCUGCGCCAGCGGACGAGGAGGCCGACCGAGCCUUCCUGAGGCAACUCCGAGCGUUCUACAAGUCGCGCAACGAGUCGUUCAAGAAGGCCGCUAGUUUAAAGGAUUUGUCCCUCCGCGCCCUCUACCUGUCAGUCCGGCGACGCGGCGGCUACGCGGCCGUGUGCCGGCGCCGCGGCUGGCGCUCCCUGCACGACGCCUUACAGCCUACUGCGCCCCACCCGCACCACUUGACCAAGACCUACGAGAGAUUCCUACUAUCCUACGAGACACACGAGCGUCGCAACGGCACUAAAUACCUCAGCGUGAACGGAAAACCGAAGAAAGACUCCACCCCCAUAGACACCAUCGACGUGACCGAGUCCCCCCUCCGAGAAACCAAGACCAAACCCGACCCCCCACAGGACAAGCGACUGAGAACCCCAUCGCCCAAACCAGAAGUGUCCUUCAACUCGGAGACCGGAGAGACAGAAGUCAAAGACUUGAGCAAACCAGCUGAGGAGCUGAACAAAGAAUUCCUAGAUUCACUGCCUAAAGAUGAAAAGAAAGAAAAAGAUGCACCGAAAAUCAGUGUCAAACCGGUAGAGACGCUUCUAGAGAACAAUCUGGCUGAGUAUUUUAAAAGUAGCGAAGUGGUUAAGAGUUUGGCAGCGGAUAACAGUGCGUUGAUAGCUGAACUAGCUAAUAAGUAUAAUUUGAAGGAUUCGACCAAGAUUUUGGAGGAGAUUGCGAAUAAGAAGCUGAGUGAUGGAAGUAAUCUGUUUUUAAAUGAGUUGGCUAUGAAACUUAAUUUGGGUCACCCGGACUCGACGGGCGCCAGCGACCUGUCGCGCCGCGCCGCGCACGCCGCCAGCAACGGACACGCUGACACCGACAACUCUGAGAAGCGCUCGGUGGCCCGCAACGCGCAGCGCAGCUCGCUCCGCUCCGUGCGCGUCAAGCCGGCGCGGGAGGCGCGCGCCUUCAACACUACCACGCCGUCGCUCCGGCCAGACUCAGCCUCCUCCUCCCCUCCCGUGUCCAGCUCCACCCCCCGCACCAACUUCGGCAUCGCCUACCCCCCGCCCCCCGCGCACGGACACGUCUCCUCCACCAACAGCCACGAAGACGACGACGAAAUAGUCGAGGUACCGUACAAGCCCAAAACACCAGAGAUCAUCGACCUAGACGAAUACCCCGAAAGCCCUCAAAGCGUGAAAAAGAAAAAGCUAGAUAUUUUGAAGGAAAGAGGGUUAGAAGUUACGGCUAUACCUAGCAAUUGGACGCCGGCGGUUGUUCCUAACAUGGUCCCGAUGUUAAACCCGGCGAUGCAACAUCAGCUACUGACUAAUCCAAUGUUCCAAAUGUACAGUAUUAUGCCUAGUUUCGCUAACGGCGCGCAACCGCCUCCGAAAGUCAUACAAGGCAUGAGUGUAUUCGGCUCCAGUGGCACAGAAAAGACGGUUUACGGCAAUCCGAAAGAUCCGUUUAUGCCUCCGCCGCAUAUUCUGCAGGGUACUCCUAUUAAGCCUCCCAGGGCACCCCCUGUCAGCUCGUCGCCUCAACCCCCGGCUAAAGACAUAAUGGACUUAUCUAAGCCUCAAGGACCAUCCCCGCAGAAGCCCGCAGUAGAAAUAGUUCGCGUCCCCAACAUUCCGUCACCAUCUAAAAACGUCCCUCAAAACCUUUCCGCUAAGAAUUAUACGCUGAUUGAUGGAAAAGCAGUCGUGGGGUCCAAUUUAGAGAUCACCCUGGUCAAUCCGAAGAGCCAGACGCCAGGUAAGAAUAGGCCUCCGCAGAAACGCUCGUCCAAUGGCAAGUUUACUUCUGCUAAAACGCCAACGCCACCGAAAGAAGGGUACCCUAAAGCGUACGCCUCUCCUUCGCCUUCUGGCGUUCAGAAGGAUCGCAAGCCCAACAUUAUUAUACCAAAUUACCAGAUUAAUUCUACCAGAGAUGACCCGUCACCUACUGGGUCUACUGGUUCAAGGGACUCUCAGUCUAGUUUACUGCAGAAUAAUCUUCUAAACGCAUAUAAGGGGCAGAAUAAUCUAGCUCAACUCAUGGAAAUGCAGGCAAAAAGCGCCGUCCCAGCCUUAAGUCCCUUCAUGGAUCCCAUGUACAUGUCAGCGUUGUAUUCAAGCCUGGCUGGACAGAUGGACCAGAGACAGAUGGCUCUGUAUAGAGACUUCAUGGCAAGCCAGGUGCGGGGGUUCCCCGGUCUGCUGAAUAUGGGCGCUAUAGCCAACACGCCGACAACGAAGAAUUAAGAGGAAACAAUUAAAAAAUCUAGUCGUAAGUUUUUGUGAUAUGACAACACUCGAUGUUUAGACGUUUUAAUUUGAAUGUAGCAACACUGCCGGUUGAUUUUUAAAAGGGUUAAUUUUAAUUUUAGAAUUUUAAUAAAUGAUUGAAAAAAAAAGAAUUCGCGCUUCGCGCUGAUCUCCGUAGGAUUUUGUGUUUUAAUUAAUUAUAGUUUUGUUUUUAAAAUAAUGAAGAGAAAAAUGUGGGAACAAUCUUUUUGAUUUUAGUUUGCAACCGAUUUAGAAUUUUCGUCCUAGUUAGAAUUUUUUGUAAAUAGUAGCUUUUAAAAUACAAUUUUCCACUAUAAAGUAGUUCAAUUGAUAGCUAGUAAGAUAUGUCUGUAUGUUCGUUUGUUUGCCGAUGUGUUGUUGGUAGGUACUAAGUAUUAUUUUCCAAAUGAUAAGUAAUUUGUAAAUAACUAUAAUGAUUAAUUAAUGUUUCGUUUUACUGUAAGACACAGCGCGCACGUGGUUGUAAGAUAUUUGCCGUACAAAUAAAUGAUUAAAAAUA